Gossypium raimondii (Peruvian cotton) is the source of this 1314-nucleotide messenger RNA. RefSeq lists its product as uncharacterized. Bases 130 to 1188 code for a protein of 352 amino acids. The record is from RefSeq and is a predicted model, not a curated record. The transcript is spliced from 3 exons. NCBI's taxonomy places the organism in Eukaryota, Viridiplantae, Streptophyta, Magnoliopsida, Malvales, Malvaceae.
CCAAUUAAACUGCCAUCCUCAGCUAUUUCGUGUGACAAUGCUACCUAUAUUAUGAAUUUAACCUACCUCACCUCCUUUCAUUUCAUUAUAACUCCCCUCUCUCUUUCUCUCUCUUAGAACCAUCGUUCAAUGGAACACCCAAAGGACUUAUGUCCAGGAACUUCUGCCAUAGUUUUUCUCCUUCUUACUGGCCUUCUCUACUUAUGUGUAUGGUCUCCUUCAAACCCUUUACUUCCCUUCCAUGAACCCAAUGGUUCACCCAAAAAUUAUACUGGCGUAGAGUUCCUUGUGAAAGAUGAGCUUGAUUUGGCGUUGGAGGAAGCUUCGAUGCCGAACAAGACCGUCAUAAUCGCGGUUGUAAAUAGGGCUUACGUUGAGCAAAGCGUUAAUGCGGAGACCACAAUGCUGGACCUUUUCCUGGAGAGCUUUUGGGUGGGGGAAGAUACGAGGGCAUUGCUGGAGCACUUGCUUCUGGUUACGGUGGAUCAGACGGCUUACGAUCGGUGCAUGUUCAAGCGGUUGCACUGUUACAGGUUGGUGACGGAGGGUGUGGAUUUCGGGGAGGAGAAGGUUUACAUGUCCCGGGAUUUUGUAAAGAUGAUGUGGAGAAGAACUCUGUUCCUUUUGGAUGUGUUGAGGCGCGGCUACAGUUUUAUUUUCACGGACACAGAUGUAAUGUGGCUACGAAAUCCAUUUGCGAAGCUAAGCUUAAAUGGAACCGAGGAUAUUCAAAUAAGCGUGGAUAAAUUUUACGGUGACCCACGACCCGAGCAUAAUUUGAUCAACACAGGCUUCUACCAUAUUAGAUCAAAUAAUAGGACCAUCUCUUUGUUCGAAAAAUGGUAUUCACUCAACAAUUCUACGUGGAAAAAAGAGCAAGAUGUGUUGAUAGACCUACUUCGACAAGGGAUCGUCACCCAGUUGCAUCUCCGAGUAAGGUUCCUAGAGACGAGGCAUUUCAGUGGCUUUUGUGAAGACAGUCGAGACGUCAGCUACGUAACCACGGUCCAUGCGAAUUGUUGCCGCCACAUAAAUGCAAAGGUUAGGGAUCUAACCGCCGUCCUCCGCGAUUGGAAGAGGUUCAAGGCGGCUGUGACCAAGUAUCCCAAUGCUGCUGGUAAUAUAACUAUGAGCUUUGGCUGGUCACCGCACAGUGGAUGUUGGAAUUCAUGGAAGCCUCAACAUUAACUUAAACGUAUUGGUUUAGUUUUGCAUUUAUUCUUUCUAAUAAAAGAUAGAUCCAUUGUUCACGGUGUUGUUAAGGUAAAUCUUAGUUAUUUUGAUGCGGAAAUAUAAAUCAAUUUCAUACGUCAA